Molecule: messenger RNA, 1446 nt
Organism: Marchantia polymorpha subsp. ruderalis
Lineage: Eukaryota; Viridiplantae; Streptophyta; Marchantiopsida; Marchantiales; Marchantiaceae
Source: the annotation of a GenBank genome assembly
AUGGCCGCUCUCCACCGCUUGAAUGUUUUGCUGCUGAUAGCAGUAGUGCACAUCACAUUUGCAAGUCUUUCUACGUGUGAAAACGAUAAAAUUAUCUCCAUUGAUCUGAAGCAUUUAGACCAUCAUGCAGACUCUCCACUCCACGACGCGCAGACUACAUUUGCCGAGAGAAUUCACAGCGCUGUGAAGAGGAGUCAAGCCCGAGCUGCAGCGUUCAAAAGCAUUGUGGCAGCCGGAGUGACUCCGAGAGGACUCAACUUCGACCCAACGAUCGAGCUGUCAACCAAAGCCAGCAGCUUCCAGUCGCCCGUGGCUGCAGCGCCGGGAGGAUAUAUCAUGAGCAUCUCCCUAGGAACGCCCCCGCAGACGAGGACGGCCAUCGCCGACACGGGCAGUGACCUCGUCUGGCUGCAGUGCGCUCCUUGCUCGGUCUGUUACCAGCAGCCUGAUCCACUCUUCGACCCUCGCAAAUCCUCGACCUAUAAGAAAAUUCGCUACUUCAGCUCACUCUGCGGCGAGCUGCCUCAAGUGUCCUACAACUGGGGCUACUGCACGUACCGCUACGGCUAUGGGGAUCAGAGCACCACGCAGGGAGACUUCGCCCUCGACACUCUGACCCUCACCGCCACAGAUGGCUCCACUCAGACGGUCCCCAAUUUCGCAUUCGGCUGCGGGAAGCGAAACCAGGGCACAUUCUCCGGCACCGAUGGACUGGUCGGGUUGGGCCGCGGUGCCAUCUCCUUCAACGAGCAGAUCGGAUCCCUGAUCGGGUCGAAAUUUUCCUACUGUCUUGUCGACGCUUCAAGCUCGGCCUCGGAGACGAGCCCUCUGCUUCUGGGAGAUGCUGCAGAGUCUACUGGCAACAGUCUGAAGGCUAAGAUCCAAUACACUCCUCUGAUCCGCAACCCGGCGGCCGAUACGUUCUACUACGUGAAGCUGAAUGGCAUUUUGGUGAACAAUAAACCGGUGUCGGGGAUUCGGUCCAGCGAUUUCGCACUCAAUGUCUUGACCGGCCAGGGAGGAGUGAUUUUGGACUCGGGGACCACUAUCACGCAGCUCAUCCAGUCGGCUUACAUUCCUCUCCUCACGAAGCUGCAGUCGCUUAUUCAGUACACUCAGAUCGACAGCUCGCAGAUUGGGCUCGACCUCUGCUACGAUUUGUCGGCGGUCGCGAACCCGACUUUCCCCUCCGUCACGUUCCAAUUCCAGAGUGUGGAUCUUGUGCUUCCAGCCAAUAAUAUGUUCUUGCAGGUCGAUGAUCAGGGGACCACUUGCUUGGCGUUGGCUGGAACCAGCGACUUCACCAUCAUCGGAAACAUUCAGCAGCAGAACCAUUACUUCCUGUACGAUGUGGCGAACGAGCGAGUGGGCAUUGCUCCCGUCGACUCCUGCUCGACUUUGAAGACCAGAGAUCUUUCUGCAGGCAGUGCCAAGGACGAGCUUUGA